Messenger RNA from Neopsephotus bourkii (Bourke's parrot), 2254 nucleotides. RefSeq names its product beta-1,3-galactosyltransferase 6 (gene B3GALT6). Gene Ontology annotation, molecular function: UDP-galactosyltransferase activity. The record is from RefSeq and is a predicted model, not a curated record. Gene Ontology annotation, cellular component: membrane. Gene Ontology annotation, biological process: glycosaminoglycan biosynthetic process. Bases 427 to 1470 code for a protein of 347 amino acids. Lineage: Eukaryota; Metazoa; Chordata; Aves; Psittaciformes; Psittacidae. The transcript has a single exon.
CCACCACAGCGCGCCCGGAGCCGCAAUGGCACCGCCUUGGCUUCAGCUGCCCUGCUUCAAGAUGGCCGCCGCAAGGCGCCACCGUCUAUGGUCAGGUGGUGCUGGACGCGGCCACGCCUCCUGCUCCUUCCCGUACCAGGCCAGCGGCGAGCGGAGCGGCGGCGGCUGCACACAGCGAGUCCCGGCGGGAGGCCCAGCAGGUACGCGGGAGCUGAACUGGUCCUGUCCCGGCGCUUCCCCGAGGAGAAGCAGGCCGGAGGCAUGAAACCACCUCUGAGGCACGGCGAAGCGCGGUGAGGGUUCCCGCAGGAAGCUUGUCCCCUCUCGGCGGCCGUACGCCACUCCAGCCCCCGGGGCUGGGCCUUCUGCCGUUCCCGCCUAAACCUUGGCGACGGGGCCUGGAAAGGAGGUCGAGGCCCCGCGGCCAUGAAGCCGCUGCGGCUGCUGUGCCGCCACAAGACGGCCCUGGGCCUGGGCGGGCUCUCGCUCUUCGCCGUGGUCCUGCUCUACUUGGCCAAGUGCACCUCUGAGGGCCUCCGUCCUCUGGCAGCCCCCCGCGGGCUCCCACACAACCAGCCAGCGGCCCUGCCUCCCCGGGGUGCCCGGGGCCCGCACGCCCCCGCAGCCCCGCCACCCUCCCCUCAGGAGACCGCCUUCGUGGCCGUGCUCAUCACCAGUGGCCCCAAGUACAGCGAGCGGCGCAGCAUCAUCCGCAGCACGUGGCUCUCCGGCACCGGGCGCCCACCUCACGAUGAUGUCUGGAGCCGCUUCGUCAUCGGCACAGCGGGGCUCGGGGCAGAGGAGAUCCGUAGCCUGGAGCUGGAACAGAGCCGGCACAGAGACCUUCUCCUCCUGCCGGAGCUGCGGGAUUCCUACGAGAACCUGACUGCUAAAGUCCUGGCCACGUAUGUCUGGCUGGAUCUGCACCUGGACUUUCAGUUUGCCCUGAAGGCCGAUGACGAUACCUUUGUCCGCUUGGAUGUGCUUGUGGAAGAGCUGAGAGCCAAGGAGCCACGUCGCCUCUACUGGGGCUUCUUUUCCGGCCGUGGUCGAGUGAAAUCUGGUGGCAAAUGGAAGGAGAGUGCCUGGGUGCUCUGUGACUACUACCUACCCUAUGCUCUGGGUGGUGGUUAUGUGAUUUCUGCCGAUCUGGUGCACUACUUGCGUAUUAGCAGGGACUACCUGAACAUGUGGCAGAGUGAAGAUGUCUCCUUGGGCGUGUGGCUGGCUCCCAUUGAUGUGAAGAGAGUGCACGACCCUCGCUUUGACACUGAGUAUAAGUCACGGGGUUGCAACAAUAAGUACAUAGUAACUCAUAAGCAAAGCAUCGAGGACAUGCUGGAAAAGCACCAGACCCUGGCUAAAGAAGGAAAGCUCUGUAAGGAGGAGGUUAAGCUCAGGCUUUCCUACAUGUAUGACUGGGGAGUGCCUCCUUCACAGUGUUGCCAAAGGAAGGAUGGUAUCCCUUGAAAGGCUGAGGAAGGAGAAGGCAGAAUGUUGGUGGACUCUUGGUUACUGUUGGGGAGAAUCCCAGUAACUAGGGCUUAAAGAUUACUCUAAAGAUUUUGCACGUUUCAUUAUGUCACAAUCAAUGAAACCCUGAAACUCCUAAGAGCUACUGAUGUGGGAUGAUGCAGAGAUGCUUAAAAGAAAAGAAAUAGAUGACAAAAAGCAUGGAAAGGCUCAGAUGACAGGAUUGAAGGCAAGUAACAGGUUGCAAAAUUUGGAUAGUACAGAAAGUUUGGGGGGGGGGGAUAACUUGAAUGAAAAGUUGCUGGAAGAUUUAUUUGCUAAAGAUCAUGACAGGCCUUUAUGCCGGCUAUAAGAUUGUCAAACUAGCAUCUGCUGUUUAUUUCUUGGCAAGGACAAAGUGGCAGCUUGGCAAGGUUUGAAGGGUCUAGUGGGGCUGCAAAUUAGCUGCUAAUGCCAAUGAGAGCAGGUGGCUGGUUAUUGACACAAGCAGUCCAGUGAAGGGAACAAUUUUAUGGAGGAUAUUUGUGUUAGGGGAGGGAGAAAGCCUCUUUCUCUGGCCAGUGCUCCAGUUUACAAGAAUGGCAUUAUUAGACCUGUAUAACUUGUCUUUAAGCUUUUUGUUGUUUUAAAGAAAUCAUGUAUAUAAAUUACCUGGCAGCUACAGGGUAAGUCAAUAUUUAGGAAGGUGGAUGAGUUAUGGUGUUUGGCAGAUACAGAACAUAUUAUCUUAUUUUGGGGGCAAAUAGUUAUGCUAUGAAGCUAGCCUUGUUAGACAUAGAUG